Molecule: messenger RNA, 1887 nt
Organism: Bombus impatiens (common eastern bumble bee)
Lineage: Eukaryota; Metazoa; Arthropoda; Insecta; Hymenoptera; Apidae
Product: centromere-associated protein E
Exons: 9
Coding region: 1-1626 (541 amino acids)
Cellular component (GO): plasma membrane
Source: RefSeq, a predicted model, not a curated record
AUGAAAUAUAUGUUAAUACUAUUUCUGCAGUUACUUUGUAUAGAUCUGAACAAUGCUAGAGAAAUUACACAUGAAGAUAUUAAAGAUGCAAUGUUAAGUUUAGUACACAUGAUGCGAGAAAAUACUGAAAAAUUAGAAAGGCAUGAGGCACGAGAACGUCAACUGGGAGAACAAUUAAAAAAAGCAAUUACAGUAUUGACAAAACGUAUGUCAACUAUCGAUUCCUUAAAAUUACAAUUGACAAAACUUGAUGAAAAAGUAAUGGGAAUAGAACAGUUAAUCUCUCAGAGAGAUGAACGAGAAAGAAUACAAAUGCAAAAGACUGUUGAUGGUUUAGAAGAUUUAGAAAGUCGUUUAGAGGGAUGGCUUACAGAUAUUGAAAAUAAAGUAUCAGAAGUAAAUAAUAGACCAGAUACUACAUUACCUCCACUAGAUAAUCACGCUCAUAUUAUUUCAAAAUUAAAUAAUACAGAAUUAUUGUUAAUGGAGAGAAUUUCAAAAACAGAGUCGCUUUUAAAAUCUGAAGCAAUAAAAUUAAAAGAAGCCACAAAUGUUCAAUCAGGAACAACACAAGCAUUAUUGACUGAGAUCCAAGAUAUUGGUACAAAGCUUAGUGAUCUCGAAGUUUCACUGGAAAAAAUUAAAGAACAAUCACAAAACAUAAAAAAGAAAUUACAAGAACCACAAUUUGAUGCCAUCUUAAAUAUUGAUAAUUAUACAAGAAUGCUACCUUCUAUAAAGAAACAUUUAGAUGAUACUUCUGAUCAAAUUAAGGAAUUACCACAGAUUACUGAAAUGCAAACUCUACAUAAUGAAACUCAAACACUUUUGCAAGAAGCUAAGCAUACAUUAAAAGAUAUUAUUACUAAAGGACUUAAUAACAUUGAAAAUAAAUUAACAGAAAGUAAAGAUGAAAUAAAAGAUAAUAUAGGAGCACUUAGAAUGGACUUGGCAAAUAAUGCUGAACAUGUAAAUCAAGAAUUAAAUGAUCUUGAAAAAGGGCAAUCUGUAAUAGUAUCAAUGGCUGAUCAUGUCCUAGAUACUAAAAGAAGAGUUGAAUAUGGUGUGCAUCAAAUUCUUCUAGAGGUAGGAGAUUUAGUGAAAGCACAAGGUACAAAUAUUAAUAAUACUCUAAAUCAAAGAUUUGAUGGCAUAUCAAAUGAUAUUAUGGACAAUCAAAAUGGAGCUUUAGCAAAUUUAACUACUAAGAUGGAACAAGAAAUGAAUCAGGUGUGGCGACAAAUAAAUGUCAUGUAUCAACAAAUGACAGAAAGUGCAAAAGCAUUAGACAAAUUACAUAAGCAAAAUGAAAAAUAUGUUAAUGGUACAACUUCUACCAUGGGAGGAAUGGAAACUAAAGUAAGCGAAAUAACAAAACGCAUGACCGAAGUUGAUGAUAAUUUAAAUUAUCUAUUGGGAAGACUCUCAUUGGUGACACAAGAAUUUAAUCAAAUUAAAACAGGAUUAGGUAAUGCACUAGAUAAUAUUAAAGCAUCAUUUAAAGAAGUUCAAGAUAAAGCAAAUGAUUUAAGACAUCCAGGACCACACCCAAUACCUGAAAAUUACAAAGAAUUUAAUGAAUCUGAUAACAAUAAACCGGAUGAAAUAAUAAAAGAUAUUUCAUAAACUUACCAUAUCAUCUGGUCCUUCACAACUGUGUCUAUAGGCCAAACCUUCAGGAACUAUUUUAUUAAGCAUCAUUUCUACAUCAUCUCUAACAUCUGGAUCCCAAUUUUCAUUUAGUGCUAAACUUGCUGAUGUGUGAAGAACUAAAAAAUAAUGGAAACUAUUUAUGCUAUAGGAAAAUAUCUUUGUAAUACUUAUAUUAGUUCCAUGAACAUUUUAUUACUUCGUCUGGUUAAUAUAAUUAGUUUACUCAAUACAUUA